CCCUCGUCCGAGAGCGGCUGUACGUCCUUUAGAAAGUUGCAUUUUAACAAAACAUUGCGUCAUCGUAGUAACCGCAUUUCACUUCCAGCUGUUGCCAGACAUAAAGUAAGGACGUCACUUCUACUGAGCAACAGUUUGUCCUGGUCGUUUAUUUCUCUAGUUUGCGUUUGAAUCAACAUGUCGUGUAGACUAGUCAAAGUGCUCUUCCUGUUGGCUGUUUUUCAAAUCCAUCGCUGUACUGGAUACGGUUACACAGAUGUCCCAAAGAAUUACAAUCCUGCUGGCGAUCCGUAUUACGUUAAUAUGCAAACAACUACGCCAAGGCCAAAGCCUAUCGCCAGCACCUCACAGCAUAGCUUCACAGACACUACUCACGUAGCCAAGGUUUCUUCACAAUUCCCUUCAGUUUACGACGGCUGUGGUCAGAGGAAAGGUUGUUUCGGGUUUCCUGGUGGUGUUUGCAUAGAAGAAAAGUCGUGUUCGGCCCUGGUGACUUAUGCACUUAAUGGUCAACAUUACGAGUUCGAGUUAUGGGCCAUCAACGCUCCUGCGAAUUCGUUUGUGGCCGUUGGAUUGUCUGAAGACCACAGCAUGGGCGAUGAUAGUGUUACAGAGUGCACAGUUGUCAACAACAGGAUCAACGCGUUCAUGUCUCACAAUGACAAUACAAAAACAAACGUUCGACUCAAAGAUCCAAGAAACGGAUUGAAUGUGAUGGAGACAACGUACACGGAUGGCAAUUUGUACUGUCGAUUCCAACGACAGAAGCUACUGGCAAUUGGCCAGAAAAUGUUUGAUUUGUCUCAAAUGUAUUAUUUGCUUUUAGCUCGAGGACCAGCUUCGGACGAAGGCAUUUCUUAUCACGACAGGCAAAAAACUGUAUCAGCCCGUUUGGUUAAACUCUCUGAAACAACUGCAGUUGGUGCCAAUAAAGGCACACUGGUGAAACUUCACGGUACCUUUAUGGUGACAGCAUGGAUGUUGGCUGCCUCUUGUGGCAUUUUACUUGCCCGUUACUACAAACUCACCUGGGUUGGACAGCAGUUCAUGGGCAAAGAUCUUUGGUUUGUGUACCAUAGGAUUUUGCUUGUUAUCACUUGGACAUUGACGGUCAUUGCUUUUAUCAUCAUCUUUGUUGAGCUUGGAGGAUGGACAUCCAUACCUGUCACUACCAAUCCUCAUGCAGUCAUUGGAGUCAUCACUACAGUGUUAGCUUUCAUUCAACCAUUUAUGGCCUAUUUCCGACCUCAUCCGAAUGGUCGGAGACGUUACAUUUUCAACUGGGCACACUGGCUGGUUGGCAAAUCAGCUCACACGCUUGGCAUUGUCUGCAUUUUUUUGGCCGUCGAUUUGGACAAGGCUGCCAUUCCUUAUUGGGUUACGUGGCUUCUAGUAACCUACACAGUCAUCCACGUACUCGGCCACCUCAUUUUGACGGUAGCACAGUACUGCCACCACGCCCCUUGGAGUCAGAAACCAACGGCCGGCAUGGCCAUGCGAGACAUGUUCCCACCUCGUGAGAGCUAUCAAGAUUCCGCUGCACUUGCCACCAGGAAAACAGACGAUCAUGGGUCAGCGUUCCGCCGGAUUGUGCUGUUCAUUUACGUUUUGCUGGUGGCCAUCUUCUCUAUUGCUGUGAUAGCGACAAUAGCUAACGGUCCUUGGGAAAAGCAAACAUGAAGUUGUGUGAA
Messenger RNA from Daphnia carinata, 1691 nucleotides. RefSeq names its product putative ferric-chelate reductase 1 homolog. NCBI's taxonomy places the organism in Eukaryota, Metazoa, Arthropoda, Branchiopoda, Diplostraca, Daphniidae. The record is from RefSeq and is a predicted model, not a curated record. Gene Ontology annotation, molecular function: oxidoreductase activity, acting on metal ions. Bases 178 to 1680 code for a protein of 500 amino acids. The transcript has 8 exons.